Messenger RNA from Cyphellophora europaea CBS 101466, 2331 nucleotides. RefSeq lists its product as uncharacterized. NCBI's taxonomy places the organism in Eukaryota, Fungi, Ascomycota, Eurotiomycetes, Chaetothyriales, Cyphellophoraceae. The transcript is spliced from 2 exons. The record is from RefSeq and is a predicted model, not a curated record. The coding region runs from base 1 to 2331 and encodes 776 amino acids.
AUGGCUCGUCGCUCAGCUAGACUGAGCAAGACCUCGCCAGGCCAGGUCGAGGUCAACAAGCCUCUGCCCAAUCCACCCAAGCUCGACUCAGUAAUGGAGCGUGACGAGUCAGUUGAGGAUUCUAGCGCCGUACCGACCAUUGAUAGCAUCAUCAACACUCCUGGCAUGGCUGCCAACGUCAAGAGCCAGUUGAAGCGAUUAUCUCCCCUCAAUACACCCAAAACCGAGCCUCGCCCUGCAAAGUCGGAGAUGGACCCCAAGACAAUGCACCAGACCAUGAUGCCACCUGAUUCUGGCACGAAACUGGGUUUUGCCGACGUUUCCCACAUCCCUCGCGCAUCUGUCGCCAGCAUUCAGAACACCCCAACUCGAUCCUCCAAGAAGUCCACACAAGCGGCCAGUGCUCCCGGAUUCAAGUUCACUUUCGCCUCCGAAUCUGGAUUAUCUGAAGAAGCCAAGGUCAUGAUGGAGAAUCUACGAGAAGAUGCGGCGCGUAUCAAGGCGGAAAUGAAGAAUCAGAAAGACCUGCAAGAUCAGAAAGAUGGUGAGGCUGAGAGCAUGUUCUCUGGCCGCAAGAUCGCAAAGCCAAAGGCCAAGGCUGGACGCUUCAGCGAUGUUCAUAUGGCCCAGUUCAAGAAGAUGGACUCCAUCGAGAAUCAUGCCUCCUCAUUCAGGACCCGGUUGGGCUACAAUCAACCCACCAUGCAGUCUCUUAAGCGCAGCCCCUCCAAGGCUGGCCUUGAUGAGCCAGAGCGACCACGUACUGCUGGUAAGGGGACACCUGGUCGCGCUCCGCCUCCGUUUUCCCACCAGACGCAGGCUGGCGGUGGCCUCCAUAAACCUGCUUCGCAUUCCGCAUCUGUGGAUCGGCUGGAAAACACCGCUCCUGCGAAACGCCUGCGACGUUCUGAAGUCGACGACGUGUCAAGCUCCAGGCCGCAGGAAGCUGCCGCCGUUAAACCAUCCGGCAUACCAAAAUCCACAUCUACCAGCAACCUAUUCUCACCAACCAAGGCUUCUCUGGCUCGUGCCCAGUCUACUGCAAAUUCACCCGCCAAACCCUUGAUGCUACCUCGAUCGCAGAGUGCCAAGGGCGUCCGAAAUAGCGGUCGCAUGAGUCUGAGCCGCACUACCUCGGCCGUCUCCAGAUUCACUUCCAAGCUCCUCGAAGCACAACAGACAAGCCGCAAAGACACUCCAACACUUUCCCGAUCCAAGAGCACGUAUGAACUAUCCACAGCUCCGUCAAAUGUACAGUCGGUGUCGUCUACCACCACGAGGCCGACGGCACACACGUCCAAGCUUCCCACGUUUUCCGGGUUGAAGUCAAUCUUGCGCUCACCCCGUAAAGACGGGAGCACCCCUGCCGAACGCGACGUCACACCAAAGCGACCAAACACUUCUGCCGGCGUUGUGGAAUCUUCGAAGAAGGUGGACUUCACCCCCAGUGUCAAAUCUCGCUACGCGGUGAAGCUUGCGAACAACAGCCCGAGCCCGGUAAAAUCUGCUCAGACUUUGACGCCCAGAGCAACUAGAACUCCUAUCGUCCCCUACGAUCCUGCGGCUUAUGUCAUUCAAGAGGACCAAGACGAAGCAUGGGAGGAUGCUUCCAGCAGCCCCAUCGAGUAUCCUACUCUUCCCGCGCUGUCCGCCCAACCAUCUCCUCGCAAUGGACCUGUUGUGCAAACUCUGGCGCAGAAGGCCAAAGAUCUGGGCCGCCGCGAAUCCAAGGAGUUCAAAUCGAUCUUCACGACUCUGCACCACCCGUCUAGGCCUAGCUCAGCUGGCUCACUGACGAGUAGCAACGCCACUGUCGGGCGGGCUGACCCCACCAGCCAGGCCCUUCAAGCGAGCAGAUCAACUAAUGACACGAGUGCUCGGUCAUCGCGUCCUUCGACUAUUAGACGCGUUCGAAGCUCUGGCACCACUGAAGCUGUUCAACCAUUCGAGGAUACCGAGGUGCACACUAUGGCUCACGGAAUACCUGCGAAGAAGCGCCGCCGCGAAUCUAGGUACUUCGAGGCUAGCGAAGACUCUGCGGAGGCUUCAAAGGAAAACCGACCCAUGGCUGGCGCAUGGACUGAGGGCGAUGACGCCGAUGAUGAGAGUGCCAGACGUGCCAAACGUGUCAAAACCAUUGACUUCAAAGACAUCGAAGCCGGGGAGCAGCAGACCAGCCCCAAGAAGAGGAGCGCGGCGAGGGAGGCAGCAGCCAAGCACGCACGCGAUCGCAAAUCCGUGGCACUUGGCCAGGUCAAAGGCACUCCUGCAAAGGCUGCUUUGACUAUGAGCCGGCUCAACAUGCUCAGUCAGCCCAAGCGGAGAGGCUGA